Molecule: messenger RNA, 2060 nt
Organism: Thecamonas trahens ATCC 50062
Lineage: Eukaryota; Apusomonadida; Apusomonadidae
Product: SAC3/GANP domain-containing protein
Exons: 2
Coding region: 1-1845 (614 amino acids)
Cellular component (GO): nucleus
Source: RefSeq, a predicted model, not a curated record
AUGGCUACGCUGGCCAUCCCGCAGCUCAGAACGUAUACGCUCAUCAGCAGCAGGCUUACGGAUCAGAUGGCUACCCCGCAGGUCAAGUACACCCAAGCGCAGGCUGCCACACCGAUCGCGCAGUCUACCUUUUACCCGCCACCGCAGGAGUCGGCCGAGGCGAUGCAGCAAGCUCAAGCAGAGGCUGCUGCCAUUCAGGCACAGGCCGCAGCCCAGGCGGCCGUGGCAGCGUCACUGGCCUCAGCGCCGUCAGCAAGUCUGAUGGGUUCGCCGGCAAAGCCGCCGCUUCCGCCGGGCCCGCCGCCGUCGACAGGCGGGACGACGCAAGACAUCUCCGGUACCAUCGAGUGGUCGCCGGCCAUCAAGGCCUACGCACGCAAGCAGCGGCUGCAGGCCCGGUCGCAGCUCUCGUCGCAGCAGAUCGCCGCCAGGGUCUCGGCGCUUGUCUCUGCCCUCGCCUCCAAGGGCGAGCUCGAGUCGACCAACUGGGCCGCUCUCCCGCCACUCAACAUGCUGCCGACCCACAUGUUUGCUGUCUCGUCGGCGCUCGAGGCGCCGUCGGCCAAGCGCAAGCGCGCGCCCACACCGCCAGCCGCCGCCACGGCGACGGCGGCGUCGGCGGCCUCGGCCUCGGCCUCGGCCUCGUACUACACCCACGACGACUUUGUGGGCCUGAGCGUGCCCAAGAAGAAGCGGGCGAAAAAGGCCAAGGCGAGCAAGGCACCGAAAGAUCUGAUUAGCGCUAGCGGGCGCGGCGGCGAUAUGGUUCGCGUCGCCUCGCUCGACCAGGAGGAGCUGCAGCGGAUCCUUCGCGCCGCCAGGUUCGGAGCCGCCGAGGCCGGCGUCGAGGUUCCACCGGUCGGCGACCUGCCCGAGUACAUGUCGCGCAAGGCGCUGCGCAAGCUGCAGCGGCUGGCCCGCAAGGCCAACAAGGCGUCGGCCCGCAAAGAGGCUGCAACUGAGGCCCGCGCGAGCGCCAUCUGGAGCGGCAACGCUUUUGCACACCUCACCGCCUCCAAGACCGCCAUCACCGAAGACAUGGACUGGGGCUCGGUCUCGGUCCAGGGCACCUCGACCUCGCUCAACAAGCCAUACCUGCGGCUGACCUCACCGCCGGCACCCGACACCGUCCGCCCGCUCCCGGUCCUCCGCGCCGCCCUCGACCACCACGUCGCCGCCUACGAGGCCGGCACGCCGUACCUCGACGUGUGCGAGCAAUUCAAGUCGAUCCGCCAGGACCUCACCGUCCAGCGGCUCAACAAUGCUUUUACCAUCAAGGUGUACGAGACCCACGCCCGCAUCGCCCUCGCCAACAGCGACCUUGACGAGUACAACCAGUGCCAGACUCAGCUCAAGCCGCUCUACGCCACCAUCCCGGACGCCGGUGCCCGCGCCGAGUUUGCCGCCUACCGCAUCCUCUACACCGUCUACUACCAGCAAGACCUCGAGCUGAUGAAGACACUUGCAGGCCUGACCAGCGAGCAGCUCGCCUCGGACGAGGUCCAGCAUGCCAUCGCUGUCCGCUCCACCGUCGCUCUCGGCGACUAUGCCGCGUUUUACCGCCUUCUUGACGCCGCGCCCGGCCUCACCGGCCACCUCAUGGAGCCGAUGCUUCCCCGCAUGCGCGCUCUGGCCUACGACACCCUCCUCCGCGCCUACCGCCCGGUUGUCCCGCUCGAUCUCCUCACCUCGGCGCUUGGCUUUGCCGGCGAUGCCGACGCCGCCGUCGCCUGGGUCCGCAACGAGCGCUCCGGCGCCGUCGUUACCCGUUCCGAUGGCGCUGUUGUCCUCGACGUCAAGACCUCAUUGCAAGCGAGGUCGCGUCCGUCGUCGCCCACACGUUGAGCGUCAGCGCGCUGUCGAGAUCCUCAAACGAGAGGUGCGGAAAGAAGGCGGUGGCGAGCUCGAGCCCGAGCGCCACCGCGUCGUCGGUGCUCAGCACACUCGACGGCGCGAGAACAAACGCCCGUCCACCCGACCUGCUCAGCGCCUCCACCAGUGCCGACACGCCCGUGCCGCCGAGAUCCACUACUCUAGCUCCAGAUCGCGCAAUGACAUGC